Molecule: messenger RNA, 252 nt
Organism: Trichobilharzia regenti
Lineage: Eukaryota; Metazoa; Platyhelminthes; Trematoda; Strigeidida; Schistosomatidae
Source: the annotation of a GenBank genome assembly
AUGUUUUCAAUGAAAUUUGCAGUUGUUAUUCUUUCCGUCUUCAUACUUAGUAAAUUUGUUUAUGGAAGUGGAAGCAUGGAAUCCCAAUUUCUAAAUAAAGUGAGGCAGUUACAUGCAUGUUUCAAGGAAAUAGGUCAACAAUUAAGAGAUGAAGCUACAGCCGAGCAGAAUCUCAUGGAACGUUUUAAAAAAAAUCGAACAGAAGUAACACUACUCGUCAACGACCAAUACCGUGAGUGGCUCACUGCCUAA